Centruroides sculpturatus (bark scorpion) is the source of this 1148-nucleotide messenger RNA. RefSeq lists its product as uncharacterized. The coding region runs from base 34 to 1110 and encodes 358 amino acids. The transcript has a single exon. The record is from RefSeq and is a predicted model, not a curated record. NCBI's taxonomy places the organism in Eukaryota, Metazoa, Arthropoda, Arachnida, Scorpiones, Buthidae.
GCUUUUAUAACGAAGAAUUGCAGAAAGUAAAAAAUGGAUAAUUUUUAUGUGACUCUAAUAAGCACCGCGAGUAUGGAUUUUUUUCCAAAAAAUACUCAAUCCUCCUUCACAUCGAAAAUUAAUCCACCGAUAAAUUUAACAGGAUCUUGGGAAGUGGGUUUAUCCCAAAUAAUAAUACCACGUUCGUGGUUUAAUAUCACUAGUGAAAAUAACAAAUACGUCAUUACUACUAAGGAAAUGAAAUUGAUUAAAAUAAGAGCCGAAGAUUUAUCUACUCUAAUUCCGUUACAACCUAUGCAAGGAAACAACUCGAGUCAUAUAUUCGAAAAUAUUACGAAUAAUUUGAAAGCUUUGAAAAAGGAUCAUUUUAUUAAUUUUUCUUUUAACAAAGAGGAUAGCACUGUAAAAAUUUACGUCGCUAAUGAUUGCGAAUUGCGUUUACUUCCAGAUAGUGGUGGCAUAUUUCUCUCUAUGCUGAAUUUAGAUAAUCAAAAUCCGUUCAUUAUACAGGGAGAAGAAGAACUAACAUUUCGAUAUACUCCGUCUUUACAAGAUUUUAGUGGAGAAUUUUUUACUUUAAUCGAGAAAAAUAGGUAUGUAGAAGAAAUAAGAACCGAAAAUGUUGAAAAUAUAUUACAAAUACCGAGAGGAUUAUACGGAACAAAAGAUUUUCUUAAAGCAUUUCAGAUAAUAAGUUUUAAAUCGCUUCCGGAUAAAAAGCUACUAUUGAAAAUUCCACGGGGAUCUUCAGUCAAAUUUAAUAAACAAUUAAAAGAUAUAUUAGGAUUUGAUCAAUUAGAAUAUCCCGAAGGAGAAUUUAUAGGGACGUAUCCUUUAGAAUUAAACGCUGGAAUAACGGAAAUAUUUGUAUAUUCUAAUAUAAUAGAAUCUCAUCAUGUAGGGGAUACUUCGGCUCCGUUGUUUCGAGUAAUUCCCCUCAUGGGAGAAAAAGAACAACAAAUUGAUAAAAUUUAUAACACUCCAUUAUUUUUUCCCGUUCGAACCAAUCACAUCGAGACUAUAUCUAUAGAUCUGCGCUCAUCCACGGGUGAAAACAUAAUUUUUACUUCUGGAAAAUCGCUUUUGGUAUUAUGUUUUAGACGAGUAUAAAAAUCCAUUUUCACAAAAGAAUCAUUUAUUUAAUAAAA